This is a messenger RNA of Phytophthora sojae, 861 nucleotides long. RefSeq lists its product as hypothetical. Lineage: Eukaryota; Oomycota; Peronosporomycetes; Peronosporales; Peronosporaceae. The transcript has a single exon. The record is from RefSeq and is a predicted model, not a curated record. The annotation marks the transcript as partial.
ACGUUCGUCGUUCCCCACGGUGACGACGCAUGGCCUAGAGAAGCGUGGGGGUAUCCUCUGGGCAAACACGUCGCGUUGUUGCGCAGGCAAUGGAGAGAAGGAGGACGCAAGAUCGACCAGAAACACCUGGAGGCGCUGAAGGAGCUGGAUUUUGCUUGGGAUGUGUCCCAGUACAAGUGGGAUCGUUUCGUUCUGCCUGCACUGCGGAGAUACUACGAGCUGAACGGAAACACGGAUGUGCCCAUAACGUAUCGCAUUCCGAAGGGGAGCCUCGAGUGGCCUGACAACCUGUGGGGGCAACUUUUGGGCCAGAAGGUGUCGAAUAUCCGGAAUAAAGGCCAAUACCGUAGGCAGGUGAUAUGGGAUCAGGACGAGUUGGAGAGGCUGAAGUUCUGCUUCGAGUCAGUAUCCGAUCGCGAUUGGCGCGACAAAGUCAUGCCGGCAUUGAGGACAUUUCGCCAGGAGUUUGGACAUUGUAAUGUGAACAAUGACUUUACGGUACCGCCGCUCUUUCCAUGGCCGGAGGCAGCUUGGGGGAUGCGUUUGGGUUACACUGUCAAGAAUAUCCGUGCUGGAAACGUUGGCGUGAACCAAGACAAGGCCCCGUUGGAAGAGUUGGGUUUCGUGUGGGAAAAUUCUGAAUCGGAGUGGAGCGAGCGUUUUAUGCCAGCGCUCGAGGCGUUCUAUCGAACUAAGGGACACUGCCGAGUGCCAAAAUCAUUUGUGGUUCCAUCGGAUGAGAGCUGGCCAACACCGUCAUGGGGUCUAAAACUUGGGAAUUUUGUGUCCGGGAUCCGUAGCAAAGGCAAUUACUCCGCCCAAGUUUCACGUGACAAAGCUCGAUUGGUGGCGUUGGGGUUU